Phascolarctos cinereus (koala) is the source of this 5567-nucleotide messenger RNA. It is a transcript of the gene COL10A1, whose product is annotated as collagen type X alpha 1 chain. Gene Ontology annotation, molecular function: protein binding. The record is from RefSeq and is a predicted model, not a curated record. NCBI's taxonomy places the organism in Eukaryota, Metazoa, Chordata, Mammalia, Diprotodontia, Phascolarctidae.
CUUGACUUAACUUUACUUUCAUUCAGUUGUAGACACUGAUGUCACUUUUUGUAGAACAAUAUUACAUUUUCAGACUUUUAUUUCACUAACUUCAUGAGCAAGGAACAGUUUAAACACUUUACAUGAAAUAAAUUUAGAAAUGUGGCAGUGGUGAGAAUGCUCAUCAAUGUAUACGUUAUCCUAAUUUUGUCACCUCAAAUAUAUGAUUGUAUCAAAUUAAUAUUUACCAUCUAUUCUUAUGGCCUUGCAAGCCUCCUCUCACUUCCUGUCCCAAUUUCUCAUAAAGAUAUAAUCAUUUAUUAAUUUGAAACAUAUUUUGGCUAAAACAAAUAUGCCAGUCAUGUCAAAUGAGUGUCAAUAAAAAUGAUGCAGAGCUAAUUAAACACUGUAUACUUAAUAGGCAGAUCGUUUAUAGAUAAAUUACUACAAAAGAAUAAUUAGAUUUGAUUUCUUGCCAUAUCUUCUAUUUUAAAAGGCAAAAAGGAGACAGAAGUGCUUUCACCUCUAAAAAUAGGGGCAAAUUCUCCCCAUUUCAAGGUCAGCAUUAGCCUAGUUCAGAAAUUUAAGUCCUCUUAACAAUGUAUAAAUUUCAGGUUCCCAUCAAUUUACCAUCAUGAUCACUACAAUCAUACAUUUAUUGAACAGUGUUUAUUAUGCACAGCAGUAAAGGCAGUUCUUACUAAAUUCAGCAGGAAUGUGUUAAAAGACUUCCCUGUGGAUAAGAUGAGUAUAAUGUAAUUUAAGCCUAUUUUAUGUUUUACACAGUAAUUAGAAUGUUUCCUUAUCAUCAACGUUUAGAAAGGGUCCACAAUACACAAUGUACUAUAUACUAAAUAUAUAGACACUAUCAUAGACUAUGUUUAUAGGACAUAAUCAUCUCAAUGAUUCAAUUCCUUGGUUAUUUACAUGAAUUCAAAAUUUGAGAGGUGGUCUGGUAUAUUUCCAAGCCAGAGAUCUGGGUUCAAGUCCCAUUUCUGAUGCUACUGGCUGUGUGAAGUUGGGUAAGUCAUUUAAUCUCUCAGUAUCCCAGGAAAAUGUUUAUGACUACAAAUUGAAGAAAAGGUGCUGAUCUGCAUUGGAAGAGGGUAUUUCCUCAGCUGGGAAUUCCCUAGUCCCAUGAAAUCACAGGUUCAGCUCCUAUCAAACAAAUUUAACUUAGCUAUGUAUUUUGGCAUUUUCCAAAUACAGCUAAAGUCUUUGAUAAGAAGAAAAUCAUUCUAAUAAUAGUAUUUUGUUAACAAUAUAUUUGCUAGCACAUCUAAACAUCUAAAAUUCAUAUAAGCUAGCAGAGACAUAAAGGAUUUUGUCUUUCUAAAGUAGACAGAUAACUUAGAUUUAUUAAUGGAAACUACAGAAGGAUUUGUUUUCCAAGCCAUGAUAAUUCUGUCCAAAUACAAAUAUCUGUGCCAAAACAUCAUACCAGUCUUGAAUUAACACAUGGGAUCAAAUGAAUGAAAAUCUCCAAUCUCCUUCCACUUCUCAUGGAGAGUUACUUACUGCAGGGAAACAACAACAACAAAAAAAUUUCCUCCUGGAAAUGAAUCAGAAAGCAGAUCCAUCAUUCGGUAGCCAGCAUAUGAUUCAGCAGAGCUUUGUAUAAAAAGUAUAAAGUCCAAAAACUACCCAAAAAGGGUUCUGGAAGCAGUGGACUGUUUUUUAACCCUCCUGGAAUAGUUUCUGUGAAUUUCUGACUGUGAAAGAAGAACACAGUAGGAUUACAAGGGGGUGACCUUCAAAGAACAGCCAAAACGUACUAGGGACACAUUUCACCAAGUAAAGAAUUAGUCUGGGAAUAUGCUGUUACAAAUAGCCUUUUUGCUGCUAAUCUCUCACUUUGCUCAUGCUGGGUUUUACGCUGAACGAUUCCAAUCCCCUACGGGAAUAAAGGGGCCACCACCCAAUCCAAAGACACAGUUUUUCAUUCCUUACACCAUAAAGAGUAAAGGCAUACCAAUUAGAGGAGAACAAGGUCUUCCUGGACCACCAGGCCCCACAGGCCCCCGUGGACAGCCCGGACCUUCUGGACCUCCAGGAAAGCCAGGCUAUGGAAGCCCAGGGCCUCAAGGACAGCCAGGUAUGCCAGGACCACCAGGACUGUCUGCAGUUGGGAAACCAGGCUUGCCAGGUCUCCCAGGAAAGCCAGGUGACAGAGGACCAUAUGGAGAGAAAGGAGACGUUGGACCUGCUGGUUUACCAGGGCCAAGAGGCCCGCCAGGACCUCCUGGAAUUCCUGGCCCCGCUGGCCUAUCUGUUCCAGGCAAACCAGGACCACAGGGGCCAACAGGGGCCCCAGGACCAAGGGGUCUUCCUGGAGAAAAAGGUGUACCAGGCAUCCCUGGUAUGAAUGGACAAAAGGGGGAAAAUGGAUAUGGAAUUCCUGGAAGACCAGGUGAGAGAGGUCAUCCAGGUCCACAGGGUCCCAUGGGACCUCCAGGGCUUGCUGGAGUAGGGAAAAGAGGAGAAAAUGGAUUUCCAGGACAGCCUGGUGCUAAAGGAGAUAGAGGUUUCCCAGGGGAAACAGGCCCACCUGGCCUACCAGGUCCCCAAGGUCCUCGUGGAGAACCUGGAGCAGCAGGAAUAGGAAAGCCGGGAGUCAAUGGGGCACCAGGAUUGCCGGGGACACCUGGAACCAAAGGUCUUCCAGGAGCUCCAGGAAUAGCAGGGAUGCCAGGUGCACCUGGAUUUGGUAAACCAGGUUUACCAGGGAUGAAAGGGCAGAGGGGACCUGAAGGCCUUCCAGGGGCUCCAGGAGUCAAAGGGGAACAAGGCCCAGCAGGUCACCCAGGGGAACCAGGUUUGGAUGGGCCCCCAGGACGCAUGGGACCACAAGGACCAAAAGGAAUACCAGGUAACAAUGGCAUUCCUGGUUCUAAAGGGGAGGCAGGACCAACAGGCCCUACAGGGUUCCCAGGGGCCAAGGGAGAUAGAGGCCUACCAGGGUUAGAAGGAAAACCAGGCUACCCAGGAGAACCAGGUCUCAAUGGUCCCAAGGGCAACGCAGGUUUGCCAGGCCCAAAAGGGGACACCGGAUUGGGGGGUCCUCCUGGUUUACCAGGCCCUGCAGGAGCAGCUGGUGCUAAGGGCAUACCAGGACACAAUGGUGAGCCAGGUCCUAGGGGCGCCCCUGGAAUACCAGGAACAAGAGGCCCAGUUGGGCCACCAGGAAUUCCAGGAUUCCCUGGGACUAAAGGAGACCCAGGAAGUCCAGGCCUGCCUGGCCCGGCUGGUAUUGCAACUAAAGGACUCAAUGGACCAAUGGGGCCACCAGGGCUACCAGGUCCAAGAGGCCAUGACGGAGAGCCUGGACGCCCAGGGCCCCCAGGACCUCCAGGCCCACCAGGUCAAGCAGUCAUGCCAGAGGGCUUUAUAAAAGCUGGACAAAGGCCAAGCUUAUCAGGGACACCUCUAGUAAGUGCAAAUCAGGGUGUAACAGGAAUGCCUGUGUCGGCUUUCACAGUUAUUCUCUCCAAAGCCUACCCAGCAAUAGGCACUCCAAUUCCAUUUGACAAAAUCGUCUAUAACAGGCAACAGCACUAUGAUCCAAGAACUGGGAUUUUCACCUGUAGGAUACCAGGUCUGUACUAUUUCUCCUACCACGUACACGUGAAAGGGAAUCACGUGUGGGUAGGCUUGUAUAAGAAUGGCGCCCCCGUGAUGUACACCUAUGAUGAGUACACAAAAGGGUACUUAGAUCAGGCUUCAGGGAGCACUGUCAUAGAUCUCACAGAAAACGAUCAAGUGUGGCUGCAGCUACCAAACGCAGAAUCCAAUGGUUUGUAUUCUUCUGAGUACGUUCAUUCAUCUUUCUCAGGAUUUUUAUUUGCCUUACCAUAAAGACAGCCUGCAUAGCUAGUCUACACUGUCUGCUUGAAAAAUGGUCUGUAAUGAGAUGUUUACCUAGAAAUCACUCCCUUCCAACAGCUGAAACAUCGGAAAAAUUGACUACUUUUCAAAUGUCUGGGAAAUGGAAAUUUACCAUGAGAAACACAAGCUAAAAAAUAAUACAGUAAAUUGCAUAUGAAGAGCGCUCUCAUUUUAAGGACUUCUAGUAAUUAUGUCUAAGAUACCCUAAUGUUUUCUGUGAAAUCACGCGAUAUUGUGAAAUUUCACUCUGCCUGUACUGUAAUUCACUAAAAGGAAGAAACACAGCUUCACCACAGAAUCAUCUUUUAGAGAUAAGAAGUUUCUAGAAUGAAAGUAGAUGAAUUUACAUAAUAGCCUCCAGGAGAUUAUUUUAACCAUCAGAAACUGCUGAAUUUACCCGAAUCUUUUACAUAAAAUUCUUAACAGCAUACAGAAAUGUAAUUUUAGAAUUUUCAAGCUAGAAAUAUAGCUAAUUUAAGUGCACUUUUUUUUUACACAAUGUGGAUAUUUCUUACCUGUUUAAAAGUAAAUUAAACAAAAACUUCAAAUUUUAAAGAACACUUUUAAAGCCCACACUGAAACUGUUUUGAUCUUAAAUAUAUAAAACAAUCUAUACAAUUUAUCUUAAAAGUGAAAUAUAUGCCAACAUCCAAAUCAUAUUUGAAAAAAGAAGAGCUGGCUCUUUGAUUGGCGGCUUUACAAAAAAAAAAAUUAAUGCCAAAAAAACCUAACCCAAACACAAGGACAAGAGUCUUAAAAGAAAAAAGAUUUUUAGUCUAAGAUUUGAUUUCAUAAAAUUGACAAUAUCUUUCAAAACAUGCCAAAAUCUAACCACUAACAUUAGCACAUUUUGGAGACAUUUAGAAAAAGGUACUGUAUCGCUAGUAAACUUGAACACACACAUUUGAAAGGUGCUGUACCCUACAGCACUUUCUGAUGCUGCAUUCUGAGAAGGAUGUGUUCAAAUAUGUUUCCCUACAAUGGUGCUUUUAUAAAUAACAAAGUAAAAGUAUUCUAGCCAGAUUAAAAAACAAAAAACAAAACACCCUAUUACGUUAAACCAUAUCUGCUAUACAAGGUGCUUAUUCUUCAACCACCUCAAAAAUUCAUUUGCUAACUGAAAAGUCUUCUUAGUUGCUACCUUCAAAGUAUGGAAAGAUGUCCUGUGACAAGAUGACCCUCUCAAGUUAGAAUGUGAAAUGGUGGCAUUUCCUUUCAAUUCAUUUACUUAAGGCAUUUGGUGCAGAUGAAAGCUGUGUGCAAUCAGUUGGUUCACAUGAUGAUUACUGUUUCCGUCAUUGGAAAGUACCUUUCAUUACUGGCUUUAUUAUGUGAAAUGUUUUGUUCAUUGGAUACUUUUUUACAAAUGAAAUUUCUUAAGUAUUUACAGUACAUUAGUCUAUUGCAUGUCUUCCAUUUCCAUCAAUUUCAGUGGAAUUACAACUAGCAUCAAAGGCUUCAACAGUCUAAAUAGAGAUUAUUUAUAUUCUGUGUUACAUUUGUAUAUUGCUGUUUCAAAAAUCCCAUGACAAGUCUGAAUCUUUUGAAAGCACAAAUGUUUUCACCUACUCUUUAAUUAUAUUACAACAAAACCAAGGAAAUGGAUUUUUAGGUCAAAUUCAUCUGAAACCAGCAUAUUUGCUAUUCUAAAGUGUUCUUUUGAUGCUUUUUGUUUUUCAAAGUUAAAAGAAUGUAAACCAAUA